This is a messenger RNA of Suillus paluster, 165 nucleotides long. RefSeq lists its product as uncharacterized. The transcript has a single exon. The record is from RefSeq and is a predicted model, not a curated record. Lineage: Eukaryota; Fungi; Basidiomycota; Agaricomycetes; Boletales; Suillaceae. The annotation marks the transcript as partial.
CGAACGCCCGUCAACGAAAGGCUCGAUAACGCUAUUGAUAGCGACCUGGAUGUUGCGAAGAAAUGUAUCCAAAACUUUUAUCGACAGUAUUAUCGACUUACGACGUCGCUGAUCAAUCCUACAUUGAUCCCUCACUCCUCCUUCUGCUGCUCGACGCCUUCUUGA